Xylaria bambusicola is the source of this 384-nucleotide messenger RNA. Its product is annotated as oxidoreductase-like protein. The record is from RefSeq and is a predicted model, not a curated record. The transcript has 2 exons. The coding region runs from base 1 to 384 and encodes 127 amino acids. Gene Ontology annotation, cellular component: mitochondrion; respiratory chain complex IV; mitochondrial intermembrane space. NCBI's taxonomy places the organism in Eukaryota, Fungi, Ascomycota, Sordariomycetes, Xylariales, Xylariaceae. Gene Ontology annotation, biological process: mitochondrial respiratory chain complex IV assembly.
AUGGGCAUGUUCGGCCUCUGGUCGUCUGAGGACGACAAGCGCAAGGACGAGGUGCGCACAGGCGCGAGAGCCCCCGACCGCACCGAGAGGAAACAGUGCUGGGACGCCCGCGACACCUUCUACAGGUGCCUCGACAAGCACGACGUCAUCGACUCGCUGACCGGCGAGGGGAAGAAGACGGCCGACAAGCAUUGCGCCAACGAGGACAAGGCCUUUCACGACAACUGCGCUACCGCAUGGGUCACGUACUUUAAGAAAUAUCGCGUUGCCGAUUACCAGAAGAAGAUGACCUUCGAGAGGCUGCAGAAAGAAGGUGCCAACAAGGUCGGCAUGCAGGGCUCGGCCGACUUGCCUGGCGGCCCCGGAGGCUCGGUCGUUCGAUAA